This is a messenger RNA of Danio aesculapii, 5728 nucleotides long. RefSeq names its product mitogen-activated protein kinase kinase kinase 2 (gene map3k2). Gene Ontology annotation, molecular function: protein kinase activity; ATP binding; protein binding. The record is from RefSeq and is a predicted model, not a curated record. The coding region runs from base 554 to 2425 and encodes 623 amino acids. Gene Ontology annotation, biological process: protein phosphorylation. The transcript has 17 exons. NCBI's taxonomy places the organism in Eukaryota, Metazoa, Chordata, Actinopteri, Cypriniformes, Danionidae.
AGUUUCAGUCAAAAGACAGCGGUGCUGUUCUAAAGUAGCGUGUGUGUGUGUCUGCGUUUGCAGUGUUUUAAGUGUACUUAAUACCUAACACAUUUUGCUAAAUGUGCCGUUUCGUCUUCUUGGAUUUAUUUUCUGACCAGACCUUCACAGAUUGUGCAUUGUUAUAGUCCUACAUCGCCAAUCUUCUCUCAAUGUAAUUGACAACAGUUGAUCUUCGUCAGGUCGAGCGCGUUUAACCUAAUGUAAACAAACCUCCGUCCGCGGGCGAAGAUUAGCUUUAUUCAUCUUCACAUUACCCUGGAUUUAUCGUCAGCUGUAUUCGCUAACCUGCAAAGUGUGUUGGGGUCAGCGGGAGAUGGUUUGGCCGUGCAGGCAGGCCUUGGACUGAAGUUAAAGCCGUUUAUUUGAGUCUUGUCAGAGUGUCAGAUUCCUCUCGAGGCCUCAUAUCUUUGGAUGAGGAAGUGAACGGACCGAGCUCACCCAGGAGAAAGGAUCCCAUUUCAUGGGAGAAUCCUCUUUCCUUUACUCCUGGGUGAACCAGUGAUCAGUCAAAAUGGAUGAGCAGGAGGCCCUGAAUUCCAUUAUGCAAGACCUGGCGGUGCUGCAUCGAUCCAGUCGACCAUCUGUUCUGUCUGACCUGGCCAAACCCAAGGCCUCCUCUCCCAAGAACCAGAAUGAUGUGAGGGUGAAGUUUGAGUACAGAGGAGAGAAGAGGAUCCUGCAGUUUCCUCGGCCUGUCAGUCUAGAAGACCUGAGUGCUAAAGCUAAAGUCGCUUUUGGACAGAGCAUGGAUCUGCAUUACACCAAUAAUGAGCUUGUGAUUCCGUUGAGUACUCAGGAUGAUCUGGAUAAAGCUGUGGAGCUGCUGGAUCGCUCGGUGCAUAUGAAGAGCCUAAAAAUCUUGCUGGUGCUCCCCUCAUGGACUCAGAACUGUGUCUCCAGUAAGGACAUGUUGCCAACUCAUGACAUCUUGGACAACACAGACUUCAGUGCUCCAGAUAAAAAGAGCAUGCUGGCACACAUAGGUUCACAGUCAACGGAUCGUAGCUCUCCUCCUCCAGGUUAUAUUCCUGAUGCUCUGCAGCAGGUGGCCAGAAAUGGCUCUUUCACCAGCAUCAACAGUGAGGGCGAGUUCAUCCCGGAGAGCAUGGACCAGAUGCUGGACCCUUUGUCAAUGAGCAGUCCUGAGAAUUCAGCAUCAGGCAGCUGUCCUUCCCUUGACAGUCCACUUGAUAGUGAUACCUAUCCCAAAUCCCGAAUGCCUCGAGCCCUGAGCUACCCUGAUAACCAUCAAGAGUUCCCCGAGUAUGAUAUACCAGUGUUUGAGAAAACAGGAAAAGGAGGAACCUAUCCUAGGCGAUAUCACAUACCGUUUGGUCUGCAGGACUACAGCGAUGGACGGAAGACCUUUCCCAGGGCCCGGCGGACACAAGCGCAUGGUUUUCGUUCUCCGGUGAGCUUCAGUCCUACAGAGCAGCAGAGCCCCAGCACUAGCAGUGGAAGCAGCAUCUUCACUCCUGAGCUUGAGGAACCGGGACGCAGACGCCGUGGCAGUGACAUCGAACCCAGCUCCAACCCUACUCUAUCAGUCAUGGACAUCAGCCCUCCCAGUCGCUCCCCUCGUGCUCCCACAAACUGGCGUCUUGGGAAACUUUUGGGCCAAGGAGCAUUCGGGCGAGUGUUUCUAUGCUACGAUGCAGACACCGGCAGAGAACUGGCUGUUAAACAAGUGCAGUUUGACCCAGAUAGCCCAGAAACCAGCAAGGAGGUGAGUGCUCUGGAGUGUGAGAUUCAGCUGCUGAAAAAUCUCUUUCAUGAGCGCAUUGUUCAGUACUACGGGUGCUUGCGGGACACACAUGAAAAAACACUUUCCAUCUUUAUGGAGUACAUGCCUGGGGGCUCCAUUAAAGACCAGCUGAAGUCAUACGGUGCUCUGACGGAGAAUGUCACACGUAAAUACACACGGCAGAUACUAGAAGGUGUUUGCUACCUGCACAGUAACAUGAUCGUCCACAGGGACAUCAAAGGUGCCAAUAUCCUUCGGGACUCUGCAGGUAACGUGAAGCUGGGUGACUUUGGAGCGAGUCGGCGGCUCCAAACCAUCUGUCUGUCUGGAACGGGCAUCAAGUCAGUGACAGGUACACCCUACUGGAUGAGCCCUGAGGUCAUCAGUGGAGAGGGUUACGGCAGGAAAGCUGAUAUCUGGAGCAUUGGCUGCACUGUAGUGGAGAUGUUGACUCAGCGGCCCCCAUGGGCGGAGUACGAAGCGAUGGCUGCCAUUUUUAAAAUCGCCACACAGCCAACCAACCCCACCUUGCCACCUCACGUGUCGGACCACUGCCGUGACUUCCUCAAACGGAUUUUUGUGGAGACUAAACAGCGUCCUGCCGCUGAGGACCUUUUACGGCACACUUUUGUCCACUAGCCACACCCCCUUCCAACUCUGACCGAUCAGAGACUUCCAUAAGUGUCUGUAGGACCAUCCCCUUUUCAGACUCCUCCCAGCAGACCUUACUGGACAAGAGGGCAUAGCAAAGAGGGCAGUGGCCUGGUUGCAUUCCUCCGCUGGGGCAGGAGGGGGAUUUGGAGCAGCUUGAUUCUGUACGAAAACAUUGCACCUUAAUUUCACUCAGGGGUAAGUACCCCUAAAGACUAAAGGGUAUCGGUACCCCCUCCAAAAGACUAAAGGAUGUUGUCUUGUAAAGGCGUCCUUUUAUGUGGUUUUUAAUGUUUGUGAUUGUGGAGAACCUCUUGCGUUCUGGAUGCACUGGGUUGAUGCAGGAAGAUCAAGGAAUGUCAAGCCCCAGAAGAAGGCAGGUACGCCAAUACGCUGCUAAAUGGUUAAAGAAAAUAAGUAAAUAACAAAACCGAAUGGAUGUACGGGACUCUGCAGUCCAGCUGUCAUGGCUCCUAAAGUUCUCAUGUUUUUGCACAGUCCUCCUAUGACAUGAACUCCGAUCGAUGACUUACUGUAGAAUAUUUACUCACUAUGCUGUACGAACAUUUACGUUGAACUCUCUCUCUCGCUCACCUUCCGAUUACUACCACAUUACCGGAGUGUAUUCGCUCUUUCGAUUUGUCAGGAUCUUUUACACACUCCCUUCUGUUUUUUUUACCGUGUGCCUUUUUAAUUUUUUUUUAAACAAACGUCUCCUUCCUGUUUUUUUUUUUCUUGUAUCUUCCUCCUCUGUCUGUUCAUUUUUCUAGAAUUUUAUAGAUUUAAUGCACAGCUACUCAUGAAUCUUUCAGACUUUGGUCUGUACAGGAAUUCGUUAAGACAGUUUGGCUCUUCAUACUGUUUCUAGAUCAGCAUAAGCAGCUCCACUCUGCCUUUCUCUCCCCUUGGUCCCUCUGCUGGCAAACUGAUCUCUGGUCAGAAUCACCAGUGCAUUCUCUCAACACAGUGCCGUACGCUUCAAUCUGAUCAGGUAGGCAGGUUGAAUACACACUCACUCACCAAAGCGAAACACAAAACAAAUAAAACCCGGACUACACAGGCAGGGUUUAGUGCCUGGACAUUAGUUCGUCAUCAUUUUACAGUAAGAAUCGCUUCAGAUUCCAGUAUAAAUCUCAAGUAUGUGGAGCGUUUGCUAACGGAUCGCUCUCGAUAUGAAAGUUGACACUGUAAGUGCACUUCUAGUGAACACAACACAACCUGGAUCCUAAUAUAUUUCAUACCGAAAGUCAUCAGCAGUGUUCUCAUCCAAGAUUCUCUAUGUAUUUCCGGACGUUUCAGAAUAUGCAUUUUCGCAACUCAGCUCUUGACAGUACUUAACGGUUUGCUUAUGAAUUGACCUCGCUAUCCCACGAUGCCUUGGGACUUUUCAAGCACUUGCUUACACACUCGGCUCCACAAAGCUGUUCAAAACACAUUCAGAGGAUCCCUCACCUACAUAGUGCUGUAGUGCCUGCCUUCAGACGUAGGUGACAAUAGGUUUCUGUUGGGUUUACACUUGCUCCUCUCGUAAUCCAUUGGGCUUGCUUCUCCUUAAUCAUUUCGUCACAACUGCUGUUCUGAAUUAGGAGGUUAAGCAUUUCCUUCACUCCUAAAUAUGAGAGGAUGGUACUUCUGAGUGAGCGUACACAUAUGUGGAUGUAAUCGUCAAAUGAAAACACAAACGUUUAAUAUAUAAGCAAGUGAAUUUAUAUAUCUUGCUCAUCGUGUCCUGAGAAUAUAGAUAAGCUUCAUACUUUUGAGUUGUUCACACGAGAUACGUUGUUGUGUUCUGUCUAAGCUAUUGCUAAACAGUUUCAUUUUAUAAACAUGGCUAAGUGACUUUACAUGUUUGUUAGUUUUUGCUGCACCUCUCACAUAGUAUUGUCACGAGACUAGAAUUCGAUACCAAUCAGGACUGACAUUUUAAAAACGUUCUUAUUGUGUGUUCACACCAAAGUGGCGAGAGUGUUGAAGUAGCCGGAAGUCAUUCAUUUUCAAUGAAAACGGCGUUGAUAAGCGUUGAGCAGCGGCGCGGCACAUGUUUGCCAGGUGUGGGUGUCGAGGACAGUUGAAAUAAAGUCAACUCUAUGGUAAUGAGCUGUGACGCGGUUCAGCGGCAACCAGUCAAAAUGUAGACGUCCACCUCUUGAAAGGGGUCCAGAGAACACAAUCCUGUGAACUUUAGUUCUGACCACAGUUGUUCCCAAGGGUUUGAUUAAUGCGGUGGCUGGAUUUCCAAUUAUUUAUGAUGUUUUCUUACAGCGACAUAUAUUUAAAAAAAGUUACUGGCGAGUUGAUGUGCGUUAAUGUUAUUUUUUUCUUUAAAAAAAAAAGUGUGAAUCUCAUGCUAACUAUAACGACAAUACAAGACGGUAUUGCUGCUUCAGAAUAUUUCAAACAUGAACCCAUAUUGAAUAAGUAGAGCAAAGCCACAUCACACCACACACAACAACUUGAUCUUCCAUAGUUAAAUGAAUUUGAUCAACAACAUUUUCACGCUAGAAAGCAUGUUUUCAUGCAUGAUGUAACUGAUUUGCUGCAACAGCCCCUUUAAAUACGAGAUCAAUGUAGCAAUGACGCUCUCGCCGGCAGAGCAGUGAAGGCAGACAAUGUUGUUGAACUUUGAUGAUCUUUGGUGUGAACACAGUUAAACAUCACUGAUUUGCCAUUGUGUUCACAUGUUUAACAGAAAUGACUGUGAUUGCGGCGCCAAUAGCCUAGUGGUUAAGCGCGCCGACAAAUAGCACCAUGGUGCUCAUGGCGACCCGAGUUCGAUUCCCAGCUCGAGAUCCUUUGCCGACCCUUCCCCUCUCUCUGCUCUCAACUAUUUUCUGUCAGUUCUCUGCACUAUUCUAUCCAUUAAAGGUUAAAACCCCCUUAAAAAUAAUAAAAAUAAAAAAAAGAAAUGACUGUGAUUGGCCAUGAAGGUCAUCACUUCACCGAAUUCACCUCUGUUUACUGCAUGUAACCACAGAUACAGCAACACUGGAGCAUUUUAAAGCCACGAUUCAACAGCAGAUCACUCGUAUGUCAGCUUAUAGACAAACCAGCUGACCGAAGUGACUUUGAAAAGCUCCAGUGUCCCUGCAUCUGUGGUUACACUCAGUAAACAGCGGUGAGUUCGGUGAACCGAUGACCUUCAUGGUCAAUCACAGUCAUUCCUGUUGAGCAUAUGAACCCUCUGGUAAAUCAGCGCUUUAAGAAUGUGCUCAGUAGUGCUGAAAUGUUCGUGUGAAAUGAACCUUUUUAAAAUUUCAGUACCGAUUGGUAUUGAAUUCCAGUAUCGUGACA